Messenger RNA from Centrocercus urophasianus (Greater sage-grouse), 5479 nucleotides. RefSeq names its product glycophorin C (Gerbich blood group) (gene GYPC). Lineage: Eukaryota; Metazoa; Chordata; Aves; Galliformes; Phasianidae. Bases 144 to 473 code for a protein of 109 amino acids. The transcript is spliced from 3 exons. Gene Ontology annotation, cellular component: membrane; cortical cytoskeleton. The record is from RefSeq and is a predicted model, not a curated record.
GGUCAGGAGCCAGGAAAGGAGAGCCUGAACAAGAGCCGCAUUUUCCUGGGCUCUUCCAGCUGUUCUGUUCAAUCCCGCCGUCGGUUCUGAGCAGGGAAGAGAGGCUGUCAACACAAAUAAGGCAUUUUUCAAAGGCGUAAAUUAUGAGUUACCAAAACAAUACGACAUCUCAACCACAUGGGGAUGUUGAGAAUUCCUCAGCUGGAGCAGAUGUGGCUGUGAUUGGAGGUAGGAAGCAGGCUGUACUUAGCAGAACCAUUAGAAUUAAAACAGCAGGUGUGAUAGCUGCGGUGGUAUUUGUCCUCAUUUGCCUGCUGGUUGUGAUGGUCCGGUACAUGUACAGGCAUAAGGGCACCUACCACACCAAUGAGGCCAAAGGAACUGAGUUUGCUGAAAGCGCUGAUGCUGCUUUGAAAAAUGACCCUGCUCUCCAGGAAGCUGUGGAUGAGAGUAAAAAAGAAUAUUUCAUAUGAAAGGCAAGAAUUUCCAUGGAGACUUCCCCACGGGAAUCAAUCAGAUAUACUACAACAAAAGUGCCAAGAGAUGGAUAAUAUUAGGAUGCAGGCAAGCAUCCUGAUUGAAAAGUAUCUCUUUAUUUUGUCGCUGAGUUGUUUCUUUUUCUCUACCCAUGAAGAGCUAAAUGCCAGAUACUUGCCCGUUGAUUUUAUAAGCAACACAGCUGGUCACAAUUGAAAUCAAUAUCAGAUAAGAAGAAACAAAAUCUCAGUAUGAGUGAUACACCCAAACCAGAUAACGAUAGCAAAUGUCAAGUCUUGACAUUUGGUGAAAACAGCAGAUGCCAAUGGAAAACAUCCUCUCAGAGUUAAUGAUGCAUUCUAUGCUGAUAUUAUGCAGAACUACCUGAAGUUGAAUUUCAAAUGGUCACAGAACAAACAUUAAACUAGUAGCUGGAACAAAAAUAGCUUUGUAGCCCAGAUAUUUCCCCCAUCCCCAUAAAUGUGCAAUUUUAUUGCAACAGGGGAGUUUGCUUUGUUUGUUUGGGGAGUUUGAUUGAGACCUUUUUUUCUUCUUCUUCUUCUUUUUAGUUUUUAGGAUUUUAUAAACAUAAAAGUCCAAGACAAUUCAAAGGAAUAAAACUGUUGGGAAACAUGGAAAAUGAAAGAAUGAAGAAUUUAUUUCUAACUUGCUCUUCAUGGCAGUUUGAGAACUGCAAAAUGUUGGAAUUUAUAGUGUAGAAUAUAAUAGCCAGUAAACUUGCAAAUAUGAUUUCAAUUAGCCGGUAGGCUCCCUGCAUGCAUGCAUAAUUAGAUACGUAUUAAAAGGUAAAGUAUCUUGGUUUGAGCAGGCCUUUUAAAACAACUGAGCUCAGCCAGAUUUUUUUGAGUAAGAUAUUUUUGCCUGGGUAUUUAUUUAUUUAUUUUGCAUUGGAACAUUCUCUUGAAUGCUUGCCAGCAAGAUUUUGCAUUUUUGCAGGAAAAGAAAUUCAGUUCUGGUGCAUAUAGUGAUAAAUCUUUUACAGAUGAAACCACAAGACUGCCAAUAGAAGGAAGCUUGUUCAGCUGCAUGCCAUUGGCAAGUACUGAUGUCUCCCUCUGCAUGGCCUCUGUACAUCCUUUGCAUUCUCCUCAGUAAGAGAAUUACACUGACUAUCAAUGCUUUAAUAUAAAUAAAUAUAUAGAAUGAUCGUGGUGGAUCACAUGACAAGACCUUAUGCCUCACCUAAGAAUCAGUGAUGAUGAGUUUCUUUAACCCAGUAAGCUGGCUUCUUAAUUAAAGCCCAAGAGUAGCUCCAGAAAUAGAGUAAUUGUUCUCUGCACCUGCUCAUUCCCAGCUCCACUGGUGCCCUGAACUACUGAAAAUACAGAGGGAUAAAUAUGUGAUAACAUGUAUUUUCUAUCUCUUAUGUAUAUAUAUAUACACACAUAUGUAGAGCAAUGUAUACAUCAAGUCAUGUACAACUGCUUUCAAGACACUGUUACUGAUCACUUGUGCUCACUUCUUGGCACCAAAGCACAAAAUUCUCCAGGACUCCAGCAUACAUUACCAAUGUUGACCACAAAAGCGCAAACAGAUCUGACAAGAAAAGACUGUGAGGACUCAAGUGGAGAACUGGGAUAUUUUUGUCUUUUCAAUCACAAUCUCAUUCUUUUCUCAGAAGCUGAAGGAGAUGGACUUUGAACUGCUCUUCAAAUCCUAAUACCUUAGAUCUCAAGUACCUGUGUGUCUGCAUUUUAACCAAAGAAUAUAAAAAUCCUGCCACAUUUACUAAAUGCAUCAGGCAUUUUUUUCAGAACAUACUGUUCCAAAGCCAAAUUGUAUUCUGUGGCUCAGGUAUAAAGUAUACGUAAUACAGAACUAGCAGAGAACAAAUAUUUUGAUAUUAUGCACCUGACUAUUUUUUUUCUAGAUUCCUUGCUAUUUUCAUCUUUUUACUGAUUUUGAAAAAGGAAUCUGUUUUUAUUUUUUCUGGGCCAAGCGUUGCAUACAUUAACUAAUCUUAGCUGUAAAACUGAGUUUGUAAAACUGAAGACCCUCUAGUUCAAUGAGAAUGUAAAUAUUACCGCUGAGGAGAUGCUAAAUGGGGUGACAAGCUCUGCUGCUUUUGUCAUAUAAGGCAUGGAAACACCAAAAUCCUCUCUUCAAGCAUUAGAAGGACCUAUAGAAGAGCGCCAACCUUUCAUCACUUUCUGUCCCUAUUAGCUACAAACGACCAGGUGAUAUAGGUUUGGACGUUGAAGAAAAUUCACUAUAGAGCAAGGUAUGGGGAUCAAUGGAAAAUAAAUUCCUUCCUUCCCCACUCAUGAAAUUCUGCUUUUGCAACUUGAACACACUGAUUCUAAUUAGUCAAUGGUGACAUACCUGAUACGAGAUGGGGAAACAUGAAUUAGUGUCUCCUUUUGGGGGAAGUUAAGUUUAUAAAUUAUGAAAUGGAUUAAGUCAGACUAAGUGUCUGCAUUUGAACCACGGGGUCAGAUUCUGUGGUGAAAUGACAUGAAUUCAGAAGAUUUAAGCCAAUUCUUACAAGUUCAGUCAACAUCAGACAUUUUGUCAUUUCUUCCCCUACUGAAUACAACUACUAGUCUUUGACUAUAUGCCUUUUUUAGUAGCUUAAUUAAAUCUCUUUAUCCCAUUUUCUCUAUUCAUCUGGGCUAACAAACAGUACAGCAACAGCUUCCUAGCAGUAAUGAGCCACAAUGAAUGUUUGCAGAGCAAUGAAUUUGGCAAGAGCUUCAGUUUCAGUUAGUUUAUUUUUUAACACAGUCCUUUUGGGCUCCAGGACUUUGUGUAUUUAGAAAUGACUCGAGCAUGCUGAACACAGAGAUGCUUCUUGGAAAUUUUCUGCUUAUUUCUUUUUUGAGGACAAAUUUUGCUUUGUAAUGAAGAAACCCAUGACUUCUGAAUGACUGGCAGAACUCUAAUGGCCUCAUCCUGCUAUUUUUUUUUUCUCCACUCGAACAGUAACUCUACUGUCUUGAGUCAUUCAAUUUAGUUGUAAAAAGAUGGCAUUACAAACUUCCUACUGCUUUAAGAACUAAUAAUUAGCAAAAAAUCCUCCUGCAAGCAACAUGCUGUGCUAAAGUAAACACUGUGCACAACACUGAACUGUCUUGGUUGGCAGCCAUAGCUUUUCAUCAGCAAUGAUCAAUCAGUUCUAACAAUUUGCUUCCUGAACAGGAAAAAGAAGGAAAUACUUUAUUUUCCCCUCAUGUGCUUUUAUCCCAUGCUUCUCUACUGCUGCAGGCCCCGCUGACCUGUGACUCUCGGGCACUCCAUUUCCCCAGCUAUGCCUGCUCUUCCCAUCUGCAAUGCCUUGGCCUCCCAGUUAGAUCUCCCUUGCCUUCCCCAUGGCAUCUCUAUGGCAAAGGAUAGACUAAACAUUUAUUCAUUGUUAUCAGUGAGUAUGCUCUGUCCCUCUCUGCCAGCUAAGAACUAAUUUUCACAAAAGUCUGACACUACCCACUCUAUGUCAAGCCUCAAUCUGUCCUGAGUGAUUUACAAAGUGAUCACAUUUGCUUGCUAGUUUGUUAAACAUAUUACUGAUAAACUUCUGGCAUCCAUUAAGGAAAGGAUCUGGAUGAAGGUCCCUCAAGCAGCCUGGUUUUGUCCCGAUGCCUUAAUUCCUCUUGAAAGGUUGGGGAAUCCCCCUGUAUUUUGGUCACUACCUUCCUCCUAGGGGCCAAAGUGCCAUUGCACAUGAAUGCAAUCCUGCAAGGGAUUUAAACAGACACUAGUCACACUAAUUGUAUAUAUUUCUUUCUUUUUAGAGCAAAAGGACCAAAUCACUUUGGGAGACUCUUAGUACCAUAGGAUCCCUUUAGUACUCUCAAUGUGGAUUUUUCUUUUAAAUCAAACUUUGGAAUCGUUGAGAGAAUUUCACAAAGGGAAUAUUAAAAGGAAUGCUCCCCUUCAGUGGGGAACACAAAGUGCUGCAACACUUACAGUAGAAGAACAGGUAGGAUAGUACUGUUAGCCAAAACCAUGUAAGGAUGUCUCGCACAGAGCACAGAAAAAGCUGAUACAAGAUGUAAAUUAGUAAAAAAAGAUACAGAGUGAGAAGAGGUAAUUAGAUGAGAGAAUUUUUUCAUCAAACAAAAUAGAUGGUGCUAUUUGGAGAAAUCAAAGUGUUUUUGCAGAAGGCAACUGAUGACAAUGAAUUUCUUAGAUUUAUACAAGACGUUUGAAUUCCUUGCAUGUGCUAGUUCAAUAAAAAAAUGCUGGUAAAUACACACCAAAAAAGCACCCUUACUAAGUCCAUUAAGAGCUGUUUAUUCCCUUUUCUAAAAUCUCUCAGUAAUUCACAUAAGAAAGCUUUUGUGUUUGGAAAACGUAAAAGCUUCACAGCAGCAGUUCAUAAAGGAGAGAACACUAAAGAACCUCUGAACAAGCAAUGAAAACACAUCCAGGGUUUGGAAACACAGCCAGCUGUAAAGGAAGCUAGUGAUAGCAAAGAAAAACAUAUAUCCAACUGUAUAACAAAGAAAUGAAAUGUCUGUAGAAGUAGUGGUCUUUGCCUAGUCCAAGGUGGCAAAAUUAGCAGUGACUGAAAAUAAAGAAUCCUUAUUCUAUGUGAUAGUUCCCUGUGUGACUGGGAUAAACUCCUACCAAAUUCAGUGGGACAAGAAUUUCACUGACUAUAAUCUAUUCUUCUUGCAAGAAAAUUGUAUUCCCAUGUCAAGAAAGAAACACUCUAAAGCAAGGUAGAAAUCCAUAUAAGAGUCAAUCCUUCAGCAUAAUUUCAUAUUUUUUUCACAUCCUUUUUCUGUUGUUUUGAUCUGUACGUAUGGUUGAAAGUGUCUGGUAUGUUGUAUUAAAGUAUCUGAAUUGCAGCAUUGCUAUGACAAGAGAGAACACAGCAUUCAAAGCUUACUGCUGAUUGUAUGUUAAAGCUGACUAUAGUGUUUGUAUUUUUCAAAGCUAUUAAUACAACGCUGGUGUAAAUUACUUUGAAUUGGAAAAAAAACUUAAAUAUAAAGGAACAAAUAACUUUAUAAUUAAAGUUGUAAUUUUCAGCAUUUAA